GUCAAAAGUGCAUUGGCUGAUCAACAAAUAAUGGAUGACAAAACCAGCCGGUUUACCUGCAGAGGAAAACCAGUCUACCAUUUUAUGGGAGUCAGCACCUUUUCUCAGUAUACCGUAGUGUCAGACGUCAAUCUUGCCAAAAUUGAUGAUGAUGCAAAUUUAGAGAGAGUGUGUCUACUUGGAUGUGGGUUUUCAACAGGCUAUGGAGCUGUUAUAAACAAUGCCAAGGUUACCCCAGGCUCUUCCUGUGCUGUCUUUGGCCUAGGAUGUGUUGGUCUUUCUGCCAUAAUGGGUUGUAAAGAAGCAGGAGCUUCCAGAAUCAUAGCUAUUGACAUCAACAGUGAGAAGUUCACAAAGGCCAAAGCUCUUGGAGCCACUGAGUGCCUCAACCCUAGAAAGCUAGAUAAGCCCAUUCAGGAGGUAAUUAGUGAAAUGACCGACGGAGGUGUGGACUUUGCCUUUGACUGUGCAGGAGGAUCUGAAGUCAUGAAAGCAGCACUGGACUGCACAACAGUAGGAUGGGGAUCAUGUACUGUGAUUGGAGUAGCCAUGGGUGACAAAGGAUUGAAUCUGUCUCCAAUGGAACUAAUAUUGGGCCGUACUAUUAAUGGAUCAUACUUUGGUGGUUGGAAGAGUAGAGACUCUAUUCCAAAGCUGGUUAUUGACCACAAGAAUAAGAAAUUUGAUUUGGAUGCACUGGUGACCCAUACCUUGCCUUUUGAAAAAAUCAGUAUGGCAUUUGACCUACUACAACAAGGAAAAAGCAUCCGGACUGUUCUGAUCUUUUGAAAAUACAAGGAACAAUUUGGAAUAUUGUCUGAUUGAAUCAGAGACUACCUGAUUAUUGUUUAACCUGAUCUGAUGAACCAAAGAUUUCCAUGAAACAUUUAUUGGCAUCUUCUCACCAUUAAA
Messenger RNA from Suncus etruscus (white-toothed pygmy shrew), 912 nucleotides. RefSeq names its product all-trans-retinol dehydrogenase [NAD(+)] ADH4-like. NCBI's taxonomy places the organism in Eukaryota, Metazoa, Chordata, Mammalia, Eulipotyphla, Soricidae. Gene Ontology annotation, biological process: formaldehyde catabolic process. Gene Ontology annotation, cellular component: cytosol. The transcript has 5 exons. The record is from RefSeq and is a predicted model, not a curated record. Gene Ontology annotation, molecular function: zinc ion binding; S-(hydroxymethyl)glutathione dehydrogenase [NAD(P)+] activity. Bases 31 to 789 code for a protein of 252 amino acids.